AUGAUAGGAAGCAUGUAUGCUAUGUUGUAGUUUGCUGAAAAAAUGAGUGCAGCCGCUUCUGAAGUUAUAGUCAGUUCUGAUGAAAUACAAAAAAACUCAUUAAUCAAACGAAGUUGUGUCAGGUAACAGGAUGGAACUGAUAUGCAAUUGAGAGAUGACACUCUAGGACUUGAAGAUGAUUUCCCUGACACCAAUCAAUUCAAAGGGUCUUUUGCCAUCUAUCGCUUCAAUGGAGCCAUCAAUUACAUCAAUGUCAAGAAUCACAUAGCUUAAAUCAAAUAACUGCCAGAAAGAGAUUUUAUUGUGCUUAGUUUUCGAUAUGUGAGUGUGUUUGAUGAUGAAGCAAUCGACAAAUUAAGCUUAAUGAUCUAAGCACUUAUCAGUUCAUAAAGAGAAGUACUGUUGACAGGAUUGAAUUAGGGCAUGAUUGAUGAAAUGAGAUACAAUGAAUACAUGAAUAAUUUCUAUAAAAAACAUAGACAACAUUUUAAACUAUUGGGUUAAUGAUAUAUGAUUUUGUAACUAUUUUACAUUUGAUUAAUACCAUU
Paramecium tetraurelia is the source of this 548-nucleotide messenger RNA. RefSeq lists its product as uncharacterized. Lineage: Eukaryota; Ciliophora; Oligohymenophorea; Peniculida; Parameciidae. The record is from RefSeq and is a predicted model, not a curated record. The transcript has 4 exons.